Rhododendron vialii is the source of this 816-nucleotide messenger RNA. RefSeq lists its product as uncharacterized. The record is from RefSeq and is a predicted model, not a curated record. The transcript is spliced from 5 exons. NCBI's taxonomy places the organism in Eukaryota, Viridiplantae, Streptophyta, Magnoliopsida, Ericales, Ericaceae. The coding region runs from base 101 to 415 and encodes 104 amino acids.
UACAGGCCCCCUCCUCUUUCUCUUCGUCACUUUUCCUCUCUCCCCAAACCGUCUCAACCUGCAACUAGUCUCAACCUGCAACCAAGAGCGACUCGCGACCAUGGAGAACCCAUCUCCAGCCACUACGAUCAUGACGGACUACCAUCAUCGCGUCUCAAUGGUUCAGGAUCUAAUCAAUAUCUAUUUGAGUUUUAUUGAAAUUUCAAGCCUUGGUCAAGAUACACAGGUAUUUUUCUCUUCUUUUUUUUUUUUUUGGGCUAUGGCAUUUUUCUUCACCGGAAUACUCACUUCUCAAUUUGAAGCCACAAAUGACUCUUUGAAAGACUGUUGGGCUAACUACUUUUUGGUAGCUAGCUACAAUUAUUCAACUCUUGCAUCAAGGAUGAAGGUGAUGAACUUAGAAACUACAAAUUAAUGAAAAGAGGAGAAGUCAAAAAGAAGAUGCCCAGAAGAGUUGCAUUGAGUAAGCUAUUCUCUUGUACUGAUGGCUCCAUCAACUUCUUCUAUUACUAUCCUAAUAGCAGGGACGGUGUUCUAAUGGAGUAUCGUGCAGGAUGUUGGUUAUUGACUAUGAAGAUCGAAGUUGGAUUUUGGUUGCGGACGUGCUUGAAUUUUUUUGUUAUCCGUUUGCAUGUUGAAGUUAAGUGUCUACGGGGUUUGGAUACAUUUUGUUAUUGAGCUUCCAUUCCCCCCCCCCCCCCCCCCCCCGUGGUGAACGUGUUGUUAUUUUGCACUCUAAGAAUUUGGAUACAAGUUGUUUUUUAACUAUUUGGUGGACACCUCUCUAUUUAUGAAAGUUUGUAUUUAUUUCUUGAA